Molecule: messenger RNA, 1707 nt
Organism: Sorghum bicolor (sorghum)
Lineage: Eukaryota; Viridiplantae; Streptophyta; Magnoliopsida; Poales; Poaceae
Exons: 16
Coding region: 172-1419 (415 amino acids)
Molecular function (GO): protein binding
Source: RefSeq, a predicted model, not a curated record
UUCUGAAGUUUCGAACGCCUUAUCCCGUUCGUCCCUUGUGUACAUCUCACUCACACCGCCGCGUCCGUUCACCUGGCUUCACCCCUCUGCCACGACUGGGUGUGGCGGUGGGCUACCGCCGCCGCCGCCCAACGCCAAGUGACGAGGCCUUCGUCGGUCUAUUCGCCGGCGAUGAGCACCCACCAGGGAUGGUUGCUACAAUCUGGGCAUAGCGUUGUUGAUAUCAGUGGUUCAAAGAUGGUUCUCCAUAUAACCCACAGGGCGUUCAGUUUUCGAUGCUUUGCUGCCAAUGGGCGUGGCUUUGGUGCAGAUUCUACUAAUAAGAGAAAAAUUAAAAGCAAGAAGAGGCCAAAAGAUGUUGCGCUGGAGCCGAGUGAGGUAAUAUCUGGAAAUCCAAAGAACAGGGAGCAAUGGGUGCCAGAAUUAAGAAGUGGAAGUGAAAACAAAUCUGGUAAACAAGUCAUGGAUAAGAAAUUUUUGGAAAAAGUGGAAGCAGUUCGAAGGUCUGCUCUUGAGAAAAAGAAAGCUGAAGAGAACAAAGAUUAUCAAGCUAUUGAUUAUGAUGCUCCAAUUGAGUCAGAUAAAAGUACAAUUGGCUUUGGUACUAAGGUUGGAAUUGGCGUUGCUGUUGUUGUCUUUGGACUAGUCUUCGCUUUUGGGGAUUUCCUUCCUUACGGAAGUGUUAGCCCUAGCAAAGAAAGUGCAGUAGUUAAACAAAAGCUUUCUCAAGAGGAAGAAGAAAAAUUUAAGAAUGCACUGCAAGGCUUUCAAGCAACACUGAGUAAGUCGCCUAAUGAUCCUACCGCUCUUGAGGGUGCAGCAGUAUCGCUGGUUGAACUAGGUGAGUAUGAGAAGGCAUCAACGUUCCUUGAGAAGCUAAUUAAGGUAAUCCCUGAUAAAGCAGAAGCAUACCGUUUGCUUGGUGAAGUAAAAUUUGAGCUCAAGGAUUACGAAGGGAGUUCAUCGUCAUACAGAAGCGCUUUAUCUUCAUCAGAUAAUAUUGAUUUUGAAGUUCUCCGUGGGCUGACAAAUUCAUUACUUGCUGCUAAGAAGCCAGAUCAGGCAGUUGAUAUAAUUCUGUUAUGCCGUCAAAAGUUGAAUGAAAAGAGUCAAACAGGACUAGUGGAUUUGGAGGCUGCAAAUGACAAUGAUCGCCAGAAGCCUCAAGAUAUUGACCCGAUCCAAGUUGACCUGCUUUUAGGGAAGGCUUAUUCUGAUUGGGGCCAUAUCAGUGAUGCUAUCUCCGUCUACGAUACACUAAUAACUGAACAUCCUGAAGACUUCCGUGGUUACUUAGCAAAGGGAAUCAUAUUAAAGGAAAAUGGUAAAGCAGGUGAUGCAGAAAGAAUGUUUAUUCAGGCAAAAUUCUUUGCCCCAGAGGCAGCAAAGGCACUAGUUGAUCGCUAUGCACAAAGAUAGUUUGUGAGACGAUGACAGAUUGAAUGGUGCUGUUUUGGACCAAUGAAAUUGUGCGGUCCAUUCCUAGGUGCAAAUGUAUCCGCAAGUUAGAAGGAAAUUCUAAGUAAUUUCACCGACCAUGUGCAAACAUUACAUUCAUAGACAAAAUGAGAUAUAUUUGUCAGUAAAUAGGUCACGGUUGUGUUUUACAGAGAUGACCAUCAGGAUGCUAGGAACGUCUUGUAUCAUAGCAAUAUUAUGGAAUCUGAGGCCUUGUUUAGUUCAAAAAAGUUUUAAGAUUCCCUGUCA